Clarias gariepinus (North African catfish) is the source of this 1414-nucleotide messenger RNA. It is a transcript of the gene washc3, whose product is annotated as WASH complex subunit 3. The record is from RefSeq and is a predicted model, not a curated record. The transcript has 7 exons. Bases 130 to 738 code for a protein of 202 amino acids. NCBI's taxonomy places the organism in Eukaryota, Metazoa, Chordata, Actinopteri, Siluriformes, Clariidae. Gene Ontology annotation, biological process: exocytosis; actin filament polymerization. Gene Ontology annotation, cellular component: WASH complex.
UGAAGAGCUCUUCCACAGCGAUGUUUACUGAAUACUAACUAUUAAAAAAAUAUAUAAACACACACACACACACACACACACAAGCGGCGUUUAAAAAUCUUUGAUUUUAGUCUUUGAGGAGUUGUUAUCAUGGAUGAGGAUGGAUUACCGAUCGUGGGUUCUGGUGUAGACCUCAGGAAGGUUCCGGCGAUUCAGCAGAGGAGGAUCGUCGCUUUCCUCAACCAGUUCAUCGUCCACACGGUCCGCUUCCUCAACCGCUUCUCUACCGUCUGCGAGGAGAAACUUGCAACGAUAUCAUUACGGAUCCAGCAAAUUGAAACGACACUCAGCAUCUUGGAAACAAAGCUGUCGUCAAUCCCUGGCCUGGAGGAAGUCACAGUUAACGGAGUGGAUCAGAGGCUUCCUACUGAGACCAACGGGCCAGCAGUGGGAUCCAGUCCUUCAGCAGUCACAGCUGCUCCUUCUCCUCCUUCUGAGGGUCCUGGACAGGGGCAGGAAGGCGCUCAGGGGCAAAAGGCAGACAAUGUGAUGACUGUAGCUAAGGACCCACGAUACGCCAGAUACCUUAAAAUGGUUCAAGUGGGUGUUCCGGUCAUGGCAAUAAAAAACAAAAUGAUUCUUGAUGGUUUAGACCCCAGUCUCUUAGAUUCACCAGACGCUCCGGUCCCAGACUGUGGCAAGAAGGUGACUGAAGAACAAGAUGACAGCUCAGACAGUGAAUCGUCUUUCAGUGACUGAUUAGCCCUGACCUCUGACCUAACCAUGGUCUUGAUACUGAACUGGCUUGCUGAGAGCUUGACUCUGUACAGGGUAAAUGUAUGUAGUGUACACGCUUAUGCCCUGGGCGCUCACACGGGCUACACUUGUUCCAUGUGAGUGGCUUGGAUGUGCCUUAGACUGUGGCUGUGUGUGGGGAAACCCACACAUCUCUCUUCAUGUAAUAGUAAAGGUUUUGAAAUGUAUAGAAUUAGACAAGACGAGAACUGGACUAGUUUCUUAUAAAUGUUUAAAAAGGUCGUGAUUUUCCUCAUUUCCCCUUUUGAACAGACAGUGUGUAUUGAUGUACACUGGUGUCACCACGCCUACAUGUGGAAUGUAUGUGUAUGUAUAAAGCGAAUAUAUAUAUAUUUUUUACAAACAUGUUAUGAAAUCAGAGUGGUCACAAGCUCAUACCAUCUCUAAACACACGAGGAUAACAUCCUUUAUUUCCCAACACAGGAGUCGUGCACGUUGUGUAAUUACAUCCUUUUAUUGCUGGAGUACUGUCAGCAUUGCAGCAACACAGGUUAAAGUGCAAACACUAUAAAAUGUAUUAUUAAAGAUCUUCAUUUGGAAUGUGCUUAAUUUGUUUGUUAGGUGUGUUUGAUUAAAUAACAUAGAAACGUAUAAAAAUAAAAUUUGCAUAUAAAAAUCA